AUGCUCGGUAUGGCAAUGCACUACUGGCAUAGCCCCAGUCAGGUGUGUUUCCGCGAUGAUCUCAUUUGGUGGCAUGAAGAGCCUCCGGAGCUGUUGGAGAUCAUUCCCGAUGAUGCCUGGGUGAUCAACUUGGGAGCUUCCAAUGGGGGCUGUCGACGACUGCUGCAGUCGCCUGGUCCGCCAACACGCUCGAACCUUUUUGAGACACAGGAUCCUGCGAACUGCCUGUUGAAUCGCAGCCAUCGAGCCAGUGGCAUUUUCUUCGAAGGCAACAAGAAAGACUACAUGGAACUGGAGAAGGCUCUUGGAAACCGCUCUGACUUGAAGCUGGCCGAGAAAACUGACCCCGGACACUUCAAGACACUGGUGAGAAACUAUGUGGCUCAGCAGGAUGCCAGGGGAGUGGCUGGCUUGGAGCGUCGUGCAAAAGAUCCUCUCCUACUGAAGGUGGAUGUGGACAAUUGCGACUGUUGCUUCCUGGAAGUGCUUUUGAAUGAUCCACCAGAGGGUCUCCGCUUGCGGCCCGCCGUCAUUCAUGUUGAAGUCCACCCAUUGGUCCCACCUCCGAUUGCCUAUAGGCCUUUGCGCUACAGCUUUGGUGUGGGUGAUUCGCUCUUAGAGAUAGGUCCCGAGCAUGGAAGAAGAGGACAUUUUCUGCAUUGCUCACUGACAGCCUUCAUGGAGCUGCUUCUACCACUGGGAUAUCACCUGGCGCACUUGCUCUUCAAUGAUGCCAUCUUCAUCCGCGAGCCCAUGCCGUCCACGUCCGGAAAAAGCCUCAUGGAGAGGCUGAAGAGUGCAAACUUGGCGGAGCGGCUUUGGUAUGGUUCCUUUUUCUGUCAUCCCUUACGGCCCAGCCCCAUCGAAGUGCACUACAUGAUAGAGUUUCAGUAUGACUAUCGAGUUUGGAAUGAUGUAUCCAUUCCUCCCAAAGAUCGUAUUGAGCUGAUUCGAAGCUAUCUCGACGCUUGGCGGGUGCCAAGGGCUUUCUACACCUUGUAUGAAAGCAUCGCCUGA
Messenger RNA from Durusdinium trenchii, 1017 nucleotides. NCBI's taxonomy places the organism in Eukaryota, Dinophyceae, Suessiales, Symbiodiniaceae. The record is from the annotation of a GenBank genome assembly.